Messenger RNA from Penicillium hordei, 2220 nucleotides. Its product is annotated as Zn(II)2Cys6 transcription factor. Gene Ontology annotation, biological process: positive regulation of transcription by RNA polymerase II. NCBI's taxonomy places the organism in Eukaryota, Fungi, Ascomycota, Eurotiomycetes, Eurotiales, Aspergillaceae. Gene Ontology annotation, molecular function: transcription cis-regulatory region binding; DNA-binding transcription factor activity, RNA polymerase II-specific; zinc ion binding. The record is from RefSeq and is a predicted model, not a curated record. The transcript has 4 exons. Bases 1 to 2220 code for a protein of 739 amino acids. Gene Ontology annotation, cellular component: nucleus.
AUGGAAAGCAUCAAAAUCCCAUCGAUUUUAGAUCCGCCCGACAACCCGGCAUCAGCGCGGGGAAACCUUGUGACACAAAAGCCAAAGCAGACAAAAAGUCGGAAUGGUUGCAUCACCUGCAAAGCAAAGCGGUUGAAGUGCGACGAAGUCAAGCCAUCAUGUCACCAGUGCGAAAGACGAAAGGUCCAAUGUGGAGGAUACAAGAAAGACUUCAAAUGGCGACCAUUCGAAGAGAUCAACUUGGCUUCUGGGCGGCCUACAGUGACCAAAGCCAAGAAAGCAAACUCUUCGUCUCAUAAAGCUCCGCCUAUCGGCAAUACUGGCCAGACCUUUCCUACUCCUCCAACGACUGAACAAUCAGCAUCACCGAUUCGCAUACAGUCCCAUAAGUUUGAUGGCUCUCGUUCGCCUCCAGACACUCCUUCGCACAGCUCGCCCAUUAGUAUCAAUAGCUUUAUAUCUACUGAAGCACGUUCCCUUGAAGAUCUGCCUGUCACGCGAGAGGAUGUUUCUAUGGCCGAGUGCACCGCGCCUCCCCUUGAAAUUAACGUGUCAUUGUCCGCUGACUCUCCCCCUUUCAAUUUCCUAUCCUUUUUGGAGCCGUUUCAAGAUUCUCUGUCGCUCGCAAACUCACUGGUUCCUGAUGUCAACACUGAUCCUGCUGGACAUAUCGCUUUUGGUGCGGCGCAGCCAGAUCCAGAUGCAUCGAAGUUGAGCUUCUCUCAGCUAUUGGAGGAUGAAAAUGAUGAUAUUGAGGAGAUUAUUCGGAAGUCGGAUCCAGGACUGGGACCUUGGAACUUCACCUUGCCAGACACAGAUUCUUUCACCCUCGGCCCUCCAAGAAUGUUAGACAACCCAUCUCUACCACCGGAAAGUCCAGAAAUGCUCGUGUUGCGGUUUGAUAAGCUCACAUGUGGAAUUUUAUCUAUCAAAGAUGGUGCAUUAGAGAAUCCGUGGCGAACACUCAUUUGGCCGUUAGCAAAAGACACGCCUGCACUUCGCCAUGCCAUCUUUGCUCUGACGGCUUUCCACUCGGGCAAGCAAAGCCCCCAUCUUCGGGUCCAAGGAGCAAAGCACAUGCGCCAGAGUAUAUCUGGUCUAGUUGGACAGAUUCAGAAUAUGAGAGCUGAUGCUGCCCUGGCAACUAGUCUGGCUUUGGCAUUCGCCGAUACCUGGGACCAACACACUAGCACAUGCAUUCAACAUUUGCGAGGCGCAAAAACAUUAAUGUGCCAGGUGAUCGCAGCUGGGAUGCAAGGGGUUGUUAGCGAUGAGGAGCUGGAUCGCAUCCGGUUCCUCUAUAACACAUGGUCAUAUAUGGACGUGAUUGCGCGACUAACUUCUUUGGAUGAGUGCGGUCCUCAGAACUGGGAUUCCUCAAUCUUCGAGCUUCCGAGUGACACAGUCCAUGAUAUUGAUCCGUUGAUGGGCUGUGCAACUACUCUAUAUCCUCUUAUGAGUCGAGUGGCGAAGUUGAUCCAGCAAGUGCGGAAGAGCUCGUCAAACACGGUAUCGGUUGUGGCCCAAGCUAUGGAACUCAAAGCUCUUGUCGAGGAAUGGGAGCCACCGCAAUGGUUUGAGCCACCAGAUGACCCCAAUUCCGAAGUUCAGCAUAGCAUUCAAGUUGCACAUGCCUAUCGCUGUGCUACAUUGCUGUACCUGCAUCAGGCCGUUCCAGAGAUACCCUCUGAGCCGGCUGAUGAAUUAGCAAAGAGGGUCCUAAUCUUGCUUGCCACUGUUCCCUAUACCUCCAGGACUACUAUCAUACAGAUGUUCCCUCUUCUAGCAGCUGGAUCUGAGGUUGACACUGACGAUGACCGAAAAUGGGUCUUGGAUCGAUGGACCACAAUUCAGUCCCGCUUGAUGCUAGGUGGUGUAGACCGCUGUCUGGAGGUGUUGAAGGAAGUCUGGAAGCGCCGCGACGCAAUGAAUGCGAGGAGAGAGCGUGAAAUGACUAGUUCGCGUAGUGGCGAGAGUUUUUCAUCUGGAGACAGGGAGAAAAUGAGCUCAUCAUUACCCACCGAUUUCCGCAAAUACAGUCUCAAUGGUUCCCACAAGGGCCCAACAGGAGGAAGACCAGGGCAGUCUACAUCGAGGUUUGCGCGACGGGGUUCCGCACUCGCGUCGCUUGAAAAUAUUGAAUUUGAAAGAACUGUGCGUGGCAGAUUACACUGGGUGAAUGUCAUGGCUGAGUGGGGAUGGGAAGUUUUCCUUGGUUAG